Molecule: messenger RNA, 3506 nt
Organism: Myripristis murdjan (pinecone soldierfish)
Lineage: Eukaryota; Metazoa; Chordata; Actinopteri; Holocentriformes; Holocentridae
Gene: tbl1x
Product: transducin beta like 1 X-linked
Exons: 15
Coding region: 384-1925 (513 amino acids)
Biological process (GO): regulation of transcription by RNA polymerase II
Cellular component (GO): histone deacetylase complex
Molecular function (GO): protein binding; transcription corepressor activity
Source: RefSeq, a predicted model, not a curated record
AUGUCGCUCGCCCACUGCCGAUCAGCGCCUGCCGUUGUCUCUUUACGUUCCUUUCUCAGAUCGCUGAAACUCCACUCAGAGUAGCCUGCAGCCCCAGCCACCAAACUCGUGUUUAUUUUAACUUUACAAUCUACGCGUUAAGUCACAUGUGUGCGCGCAAAUACGCUCUCCGGCGCACCAAAUAGCCGACAGUGACUCAUAUACCUGCGGUCGGAACUUGAGAUAUGAUAAUAAGCAAAAUGGGAGGAAAGUCGUCGCUAGCUCACUGAAGUUGGAGGUUCUCCUUGUGGAAGAGGAAGAGGUGGCGGACACCACGAGUUCACUCUCAUAAUAAAGAGUGAGCCCAGCCCUUCUACGUACCUCCUCCCUCUCGGUGGACUAAGAUGAGUAUAACCAGUGACGAAGUGAACUUCUUGGUCUACAGAUACCUCCAAGAAUCAGGUUUCUCCCACUCAGCAUUCACCUUUGGCAUCGAGAGCCACAUCAGCCAGUCCAACAUCAAUGGAACACUAGUGCCCCCUGCUGCCCUCAUCUCCAUCCUGCAGAAAGGGCUCCAGUAUGUGGAGGCAGAGAUCAGCAUCAACGAGGAUGGUACAGUGUUUGAUGGUCGGCCGAUCGAGUCGCUGUCCCUCAUUGACGCGGUGAUGCCAGACGUGGUGCAGACGCGGCAGCAGGCCUUCCGGGACAAGUUAGCCCAGCAGCAGGCGGCCUGUGCCAUGGCUGCAUCAGCCUCCGGCAACCAAGCCAACGCACCAAAGAACGGAGAAGCCACCGUGAACGGGGAGGAGAACGGCACUCACAACAUGAAUAACCACAGCGAGCCCAUGGAGAUGGAUGUUGAUGUGGAAAUACCAGCCAGUAAGGCCACGGUGCUCCGAGGGCACGAAUCUGAAGUGUUCAUCUGUGCCUGGAAUCCAGUCAGCGACCUGCUGGCCUCAGGCUCAGGCGACUCCACAGCCAGGAUCUGGAACCUAAACGAAAAUAGCAACUCCAAUUCCACCCAGCUGGUGCUGCGCCACUGUAUCCGCGAGGGCGGCCAGGACGUCCCCAGCAACAAAGAUGUCACGUCACUAGACUGGAAUAGCGAUGGGACUCUCCUAGCAACGGGGUCAUAUGAUGGAUUUGCCAGGAUAUGGACCAAGGAUGGAAAUCUGGCAAGCACCUUGGGGCAGCACAAAGGGCCAAUAUUUGCACUGAAGUGGAACAAGAAGGGGAACUCUAUUCUCAGUGCUGGCGUUGAUAAGACGACAAUCAUUUGGGAUGCACACACAGGAGAGGCCAAGCAGCAGUUUCCCUUUCACUCAGCUCCAGCACUGGAUGUCGACUGGCAGAACAACACCACCUUUGCCUCCUGCAGUACAGACAUGUGCAUCCAUGUAUGUCGACUCGGCAGCGAUCGGCCUCUCAAGACCUUUCAGGGCCACACGAAUGAAGUUAAUGCCAUCAAAUGGGAUCCAUCGGGCAUGCUGCUUGCCUCCUGUUCAGAUGACAUGACCUUAAAGAUUUGGAGUAUGAAGCAGGACUCCUGUGUCCACGAUCUCCAGGCUCACAGUAAAGAGAUCUACACCAUCAAGUGGAGCCCCACCGGUCCCGGCACCAGCAACCCUAACUCUAACAUCAUGCUUGCCAGCGCCUCGUUUGACUCGACGGUGCGGCUGUGGGAUGUGGAGCGCGGUGUGUGUAUUCACACGCUGACCAAGCACCAGGAGCCUGUUUACAGCGUGGCCUUCAGCCCCGACGGCAAGCACCUGGCGAGCGGCUCUUUUGACAAGUGCGUUCACAUCUGGAACACCAUGACUGGAGCCUUGGUGCACAGCUACAGGGGAACUGGCGGGAUUUUUGAGGUGUGCUGGAACAGCACCGGGGAUAAAGUUGGUGCGAGUGCAUCAGACGGCUCGGUAUGUGUUCUUGACCUCCGAAAAUAGCUGGUUGAGACUUCGAACAUGAAAUCUGGAAUGUGCAGCAAAUUGCCUUGUUCUGACAUCAGCAAACCACCCUCUCAUUGCUCAAGAAGGGCUGUAAGGUGGAGCGGAACAAAACCCUCACAGGACAAAAAACCAUGCGACUGCAGCAGCCUCCAAGAAACCAAAAUCCGACUAAAUCCAAGCCUCAGUUUGUGGAUGUGUGUUUUAUAAUACACACACCUACUCCAGACCACAAUGGAAGUCUGCUCAGAAAAUCCCCAAGACUGGACUAAAUCCAACUCCCUUGGUGCAUCCAUGUUCUAACAAGGUUUCUAAUGAGGAAGUGCUGUGAUCUGUCCAGGCCACUGGCCCGCCUGUUAUCUGGUGAAGGGUGGAAACACACACGAGUUUGUACAUAGAGAAAGGUGUGAAUGAAACACACUAGUGUUUGGCUGUGAUAGGCAACAAGUGAUGAAAGAAAGGUUGUGUUUUUUAGAAUUCCUCUGAGCAAAAGUUACUUCAUGUCCGAAUGAACAAAUUGGGGACAUGAUGAAAGUAACAUUAUUAGUGAAGCACUGGCAUUCUCUGUUGACAGGGUGCUUAACUUCUCCUCAGUGGAGAAUAGUUUGUUUCAAGAGUACUUCUUGCUGAUUUUUUUUUUUUUUUUUUUUUUUUUCACAAAUGAACUUUUGAAAGUCAAAAUUAAACGUGCCGCUACAAGGUAGUUCUUAGCUCAUAUUUGUUAACAUCAAGGUCAACGAAAGAAAUACUGCCAAGAACUAACCUCCAAAAAUGAGCAGUUCAAUUCACGUAGGGGACUAGGGGACGCAACUUUGUGGACAUGUCUACAUGAUGUGAAAACCGUGGUUUAUAAAGAGAAUUUUUCCCUUUUUGGAUGUAAAUUUAUUGAAUGUAAAGAUAUGUAAAUUAGAUGAAUACACAGACUUAUAUACUGUGUAUAUAUGUUUAUAUACAGUACACUUUAAUGCCAUCAUGUAGGGGCUCAUUACUGGCUAGAGCUCUCACAUCUUUGCUGAUAUUCCGUUACGAGACCUUUUUCAAAUCCUGUGCAUGUCAGACCAGUUUCUUUUGUCACAGUGUAUGUUCAGCUUGGCCAAUCGUAUACAGUACAUCAAGUUAGUUUGUCCAGUGAGUCACGGGUGGCAUUGAGACAAAUGAGGUUAACAGCUUUUUUCCCCCUGUUCCUCUGUUGAUUGUUGUUCCACUGAAAGCCCUGGAAGAGAUCUGCUCCUUGUUACUUGAGCACAGAGGCUUUAUCUGGUGAACAGGCUAAAAAUGGAAAGGAACAGUCAUCAUAGUCCACUUGGCUUGUUGCUUUAAUGUCACAUUUUAUGUGGAACGGGUCUUCACAGAUCCUGUCAAACCAUACAAGUGAGGGCAUCAUGCAGACCUGCUGGGGCCGAGGGGGAAGGAGAAAACUACAACAUGAGCUAGCAUUACAAUGGUUUCCAUGUGGCACUUUCCCUCAAUCAGUCUACUGAAAAUUCAGCGCACAUUAUGACGAGGAAGUGGUUGGUCAUGCAAAAGUCCUGCUGUUUCUAAAAAAAAAAAAAAAAAAAAAAAAAAAAAGGCUAUUAUUGG